Ornithodoros turicata is the source of this 1115-nucleotide messenger RNA. RefSeq lists its product as uncharacterized. The transcript has 10 exons. The coding region runs from base 345 to 1115 and encodes 256 amino acids. Gene Ontology annotation, molecular function: transcription coregulator activity; transcription factor binding. Gene Ontology annotation, cellular component: nucleus. Gene Ontology annotation, biological process: regulation of DNA-templated transcription. NCBI's taxonomy places the organism in Eukaryota, Metazoa, Arthropoda, Arachnida, Ixodida, Argasidae. The record is from RefSeq and is a predicted model, not a curated record.
CUGCCUUCCACAGAAGCAGGUUUCCCAUAUGCGUCGCUUCAGACUCCGCCAGGUGAUCGAUGGAUCUCCAUCUCUUCAACUGAACAUCACUGGAAGUCUAAAGUGAGGUGGGCCAUGGGUCCGGCGUGGGAACAUCGACGACGAUCGUAACUGAAGUGUUCGGCGGAGCCAGGGCACGAUGAGCGCAGGGUACAAAGACUGACAAGUGAUCUACCUGGUGCUUGAAAAAAGUACUGAAGAAAAAGCAGGUAUUCGAUCAACCACCCGUCAACCCGUGCCAUCACAGCGAGGGCUCCCAGGGAGGUCACCUUCUUGCACACGGUUGUAACGCGCAAUAAGAGACGAUGACGACCGUUACGACAAAUAAAUCAGAGCUGGAGCUUCACAAACUCCUUGAACGAGCAGUCCUUCUCUCCUACUACGACAAAUUCAUCGAGAUAGGCGGGGACAACGUUCAGCAACUUUUUGACUCGACGGCGGAGGAUUUCCAGGAAGUGAUUGACCUCGUUGAUAUGGCCACAAAGCCAUUUCACGUUAAGAGACUGAAGAAAGCACUGGGCCAGUGGACAGCACAGUCAGUCGCGGUAGCGUCCAGUGCGGCCGACGAAUCAGAAGGCGAAGUUCACGAAUUACUUCGAGAAGCGGAUCUUCUCUCCUACCACGACAAGUUCAUCGAACUGGGCGCAGACAAUGUGCAGCAGCUUUGUGACUCAACCGACGAAGAGUUCCGGACACUCGCCGAGCACGUAGGCAUGGCCAGAAAGCCCCUUCAAGUGAAAAGAUUGAAGAACGCACUGAAACAGUGGUCAGGCCAUGCAGGUAAUUGGAGAAAUCUCGGGUUCUGGACAUCUCCCUCGCCAGGGACGCACCAAGUCUGGGUCAUGGCAGUUUCUAGAUGCACGUGUCUCAUCGGUGCCAGCGCCGUAACGACGUCCAUUCCUUCAAACGAGUCGGAGCGUGAAGUUCACGACCUGCUUCAGCGAGCGGAUCUCCUCACCUACUACGACAAGUUCAUCGAGAAAGGUCACUAUUUUUCGGCAUGCUCGCUGAACGAUUUUUCUGAAGUCAGCCUCGGUGGAUCAGUGGUAUACUGCGGCCAAGUGCCUCGGAUUUGA